ACCUUCGAGGAAACGAGCAGCAUGUCUCGACCGACGGCACGAGAUAAUAACGCAAGAUUUCGAAAGAAUUGAUCACGACGGCGCGGGGAAUUGGGAAUUGCGUCCGACAGUGUUCGUGCGUUGAAGAUUCUAGCAUCGAGCUGGAGUCUAGCAUCGAGCUGCUGACGGAUGGAUCAUGUUUCGAUAGAGGAGACCGUGACGCGGCGGCUGGAGUUUGGCUGCCUCGGCGCUCGCGCUCAGAGGGUAUCAGCGUUCUCUCUCUGAUUCAUCGAUCUGCAUCGCGAGUGAGGGAGCCCGGAUCGAAUUUCGUAGCAAAUUUCUUUGCGGCGAGUUCCAUUCUGCAAACCUGGAAUCGUUGCUUUUGUUUGGUAUCAGAGAUCUUUUGUCGUCACGGCGCAUCACUAGCUGGAGUCAGUUUUCAGGCGGCUCGGGCUCGGGAUGAUGGUCAUGCCGAUGGCUGAUCCUGUUUGUUCCGUUGGGAGGCUAUCUUCGCUGGGCUUUGUCCCUCGUGUGUCUUCGAACGUGGUCAUCAAAAGGCUCUCUGCAACGUCCUGGACGCCCAGGUGUGCACUAGAUGUCAAAAUCAAGAUGGGCGAUUCCAAAUUCCAGCAUGAGUUGAAAGCAGCUGUUGAUGUGGUGGAGAGAGCUUGCAGAUUGUGUCUUUCGGUAAAAACUUCAUUGAACGAGACUGGUGGCAUGGUGGAGAAAAAUGAUGCCACCCCUGUAACAGUGGCUGAUUUUGGUGUGCAAGCACUAGUAAGCUUAGAGCUUGGUUUGUUAUUCCCUUCGAUACAGUUGGUUGGUGAAGAAGAUGCGGGGCAUUUACGGAAAGAUCUAGUGGAGGGAAUGAAAACCCCUGAGACGUCGAAAAGCCCUGCUUUAGUGGAUUUAGUGACGGAGGAGGUGGCAAGAGUUGCUUCCGAGAGAGUUUGUUCCUUAACCCCUGAGAAGGUUAUGGCUGCGAUCGACAGAGGUGGAAAGAAGUUGAAUUUUACAAACAGGCUGAAGAGUUCCUACUGGGUUCUUGAUCCAAUCGACGGAACUCGUGGCUUCCUCAGAGGUGGACAUGCCUUGUACGUGGUGGGACUCGCCUUGGUUGUUGAUGGCCAACUUGUGUUAGGAGUAAUGGGUUGUCCUAAUGUGUCGUACGUUGUGAAUGAGGGGGCUGUUCAUGGAACACCCAAGUUGCAGAUGGUAAGUGCCCAAGAUUUCAACAAACGUCCAAAUGGCACUCACUCUGCAGAUGUCCAAACAGGCCUGUUGAUGGCUUCAUGCACGGGCUGUGGUUGCUGGGUAAAACCAUUAUCAAGAAGACCAGUCAAGUCCGAGGAAAAGUUGACCAUGGAAGAUAUAUUCAAGGACAUGCUAGAGACAAAGGUGGACAACUGUAAGGUGUUGAAAAAAGCCAGAUUUUGCAUCUCCGAUCAUGAAGUGUGGAGAUCACUUCCUUUAGCUGUAGCUUUGGCUUCAGCUUCUUCUUCGGAAGACAGAGUAGCAGAGCAUGAGGCAGACAUUCUCCCACUUUGUUGCGGAAGCUUAUGCAAGUACUUCGCCAUUGCUUUUGGAGGUGCUUCACUGUUCAUACUCCAUCUUAACGAAGGGUCCUCAGUGAAGGUGUGGGAUCACGCGGCUGGCGUGAUAUGUGUAACUGAAGCGGGAGGCCAGGUUACCGACGUCAUCGGGACACCACUACAAGAGAUGAUUGGAACCGGUCAAGUGCUGUUCAAGCCUGAAGGAGGAGUUAUUGCCACCAAUGGAAGCUUGCGGGACAAAGUCCUCCAGCGUUUCGGACCCAUUAAAAGGAGAUCCUGAUGUGUGUUUUCUGAUGGGCAGCGUACACGAUGGAACAACUCAGUGAAAGUCAACUGCUUCAAGUGAAGAAGCUCCGAAGUGUGACCGAUCAAGAAAGCCAGUUUAGACCAUCUAGCGAAGAAAUUCCAAGCGGCUAUAUUUGACUGGAUUUGAUGUUGUUCUUCCUGUUCUCUUACUUCCUACCGCUGACGGAUCUCAAAGAGCAAAUUUUCAUCUCACGUUUGAUCUAUUCUGAUGAUGACUGUGUUAGUCACUGCAUUUAUGACGUUGAUAUCUCCUGAUGACUUCCUAAAAAAUUUCUUCGCUAAAAGAUGAGAAAUCCAGAGGUUGUGUAGUGGAAGAUAUUGUCGAAUGAAAUAGUAUCAGCCGAGAUGGUUCAUGACGAACUUGGCUUAUGUUAAUGUAUUGUCAUUAUCAAGAAAUGAUUUUCGUGCU
Marchantia polymorpha subsp. ruderalis is the source of this 2247-nucleotide messenger RNA. The record is from the annotation of a GenBank genome assembly. NCBI's taxonomy places the organism in Eukaryota, Viridiplantae, Streptophyta, Marchantiopsida, Marchantiales, Marchantiaceae.